Molecule: messenger RNA, 3171 nt
Organism: Leopardus geoffroyi (Geoffroy's cat)
Lineage: Eukaryota; Metazoa; Chordata; Mammalia; Carnivora; Felidae
Product: signal-regulatory protein beta-1-like
Exons: 5
Coding region: 2088-2795 (235 amino acids)
Biological process (GO): positive regulation of phagocytosis; positive regulation of T cell activation
Cellular component (GO): plasma membrane
Source: RefSeq, a predicted model, not a curated record
CCUGGUUUCUCAGAAUGGCCCGGCUCUCCUUGGCCCACACGCAUUUGAGAAUCACUUUGUCAACUUUCAUUAUAAACACCUUUAUGAUUAUGAUUUGGUUACACUGACUUUAUGUACUCAUUUGGGCGCAAUGACAUCUUCCAAUAAGUUUUGCCACUCAUGGACAUGAGACACCUCAAGUUUGGUUUUCUUUGAUGACUUUUAAUUCACCAUUUUAUAGGGCUUUUUGUUCCGUUAUGGUUCUUAUGCAUCCCUAGUUAGAGCUAUUAACUAGAGUAUUAACUUUCUAGUUUAUGGAAUCUUUAAAAAUUAUUAUUAUUGUUUGCACUGGGUUUUGGGCCUCUGUAUAGGAUGGUAAUUGAGUUUUGAAGAUCGAUCUUAUAUUCAGAAAGCUUAUCAAGCCUGUAUUACCGCUUAUCGUGUGGACAUUCUUUUAUGAGUAGCUCUUAUCGAUCUACUCACCUAGAUUAGAUUUUACCUUUAUCACAGUUACAUAUGCACGUGGUUUAAGAGGCAAAGAGUUCGGUAUGUUCUACAUAUUAAAACCGGAAUCUCCCUACCUUCCACUAUUUUCCACCCGUCAGAGGCAACCAUUUUCCACUCUUUUAAUUGAUUAUCUUUAACUGCUUAUUCUAGAUUUCAUAGCCAGAUCUCAUAUAGCAUGCUUACACUGUCACUUCUAGACAUCUCCCCCGUAGGCAUUGUUCACUGACAUCCCACUAUGAAUGAUGGGGAUACAAUGCUCUGGUAUUCCGGACCCCACACCCUGCGUGCACAUUUCUAUCCCAUCAUCUUAAUAUGUUAAUUUUAGAUAACGUCAUAGUGGGUGUCCACCUUAGAAUGACAACGGCACUGUGUUUUAUAGCUCAGUCUUGUAACAUUCCCAGCUUUUGUUUGCGUCUUUCUGCUCAUGUGUAUUUGGUGUAAACACCACCACAUUCAGGGUACAGAACAACUCCAUGGCCGCAAAGUUUCCGUUGUGCUGGCUUUUCAGAGUGCCCACCCGCCCCACCACACCAAACCUCUGGCACAUGCCCAUCUGUUCUCUACAACUUCGACAAUGUUGUGUAAGUGGAUUCCCACAGUACGUGACGUUUUGAGAUUGAUUUUGUUCACUCAACAUAAUGCCUUCGGAAACUUACAAGUUGUGCACAUGUAAAUAAUUUAUUCCUUCUUACUGCUCAGAAGUAGUUCCUGCUAUGAAUGCCCUAUAGUUCGUUCAAGCCUUCCCUUAUUACUGGACGUUUGGGAUGUUUCCAGCUUUUUGUCAUUACAGAAUGUUGUAAACAUUCCCACAUGGGUUUUUGUGAGGUCCUGGUUUUCAUUUCACUCAGAUAAAUGCUUGGGAGUGUGAUGAUUUCUGGGACCUAUAACCCACUGCCUCUCCUGAAAGAGGAGAGAAAAUGAUGUAAGCACAUACAACUGCUUUUUUUUAUUCUAAGAUUUUUUUUUUUAGAUAAUCUGCACGGGUGUGGCCCAAACCCACAGUCCCCAAAUCAAGAGUCACACGUUCCACGGACUGCGCCAGCCAGGUGCCCCAAGCACAGACAACUUCAGAGGUCCACACUGUACUAUGCCUUUGGGUGAAAUUUUACCAGUUGCAACAUACAGGGUUGGAAUGGGGAGUCAUUUCUGGAAUAGACCUCGUUCAAUCACAAAGUUGGGCAGGCUCUGGGUGAACCACUUUUCUUCCUGCUGAGUAACUCCAAAGCAUGGAGUUACUUCACUUCUAGACUUCUACCCCAUCGUCUGGCAGGCUGGUGGAGCCUGAGGCCACAAGCCAGCCAUCCCAAAGUGUUCUGGGCUCAGGAGCUUGGGACACAGCCCCCAACUGCAGAUCCGCCUUAGUCUGGGGCUCCCAAGUCGGGAAUCACCAUGAAGACCUCAAGAUGGGGGGAGGGCCCACUGGAGGGGGCAGAGGCCCCAUGCAGGCAGGAAGCAUUAUCUCUCCUGGGCCUCUCCACUCUCUGAAAAAGAGAAGAGGACCCCUCACCAAGUGAGGUCUUCUCUGCCUGACUUCUCUUUCACAAUCUAGAAGCAGACUGUUGCCCCACAACCAUGUCACCCCAUCAUAGGCACUUCCCCUAAUGACAGGAGAAGGAAGGCUUUUCCUCUCUACAGAACAGAGGCCCAUUCUACCCAGCACACACAUUUGCACAGAGCAGGGUCCCCAGGCCUCCGCAAUGUUGGCCCCUGCCUCCAGGCCCCACCUGCCUCCUUACCUGCUGCUGGCUCUGCUGUUGGGACUCACAGGUGUGGCAGGUGAGGCGGAGCUGCAGGUGAUCCAGCCCGAGAAGCUGGUGUCUGUCACAGCUGGAGAGACAGCCACUCUGCACUGCACCCUGACCUCCCUGGCCCCCGUUGGGAAAAUCAGGUGGUUCAGGGGGACGGGGCCAGACCGGGAGUUAAUCUUCAGUUUCGGAGGGUACCCUCACUCCCCUCGAGUAACAAAUGUUUCAGACGCCACAAGGAGAAACGCCAUGGACUUUUCCAUCCGCAUCAGUAACAUCACCCCAGCAGACGCUGGAACCUACUACUGUGUGACGUUCCAGAAAGGGGCCCGUGAGGUGGAGUUUAAGUCUGGACCAGGCACCCAGGUCACUGUGAGCAGAAGGAGAGCUGGCAGCCCGGGAAAAGACCUAGAACUCUCUCCUUCACUCUUGGUGGCUCUCUCCCUGGGCCCCAAGCUGCUGCUGCUCGUCUCUGUCUCUGCCAUCUAUGGCCACAGGAAGCGAUGGAUUGACUGUGAGUCAUGGACAAGGAAGACAGAGCCAGGUGACCCAGGAGGAAAAUAGCACCGAGGACAUAGGAGACACGUGGAGAACAUUUCUGGAAUGAAGAGCAGAUACUGAAAUGUGAACAUGGGUCCACGGCUCCUUCCUUCCUCCCCUGCUACAUGCCAUCCUCGGUCUCUGCUGCCUCCUUCCUUCCCUGAGGGGCCCAGCCUAAGACAAGGAACAACUAGAAGCUUCCACAACCCUGCCCCAGAUGCCUGCUUCCCCAGAGACCCAGCUGCCCACAGUUCCUGCUGCUCCUCUCCCAGUCCUUGAUGCCCCCAGAGCUGGUCUUCAUACCUGGUCCUGAGCAGGGGCCAUGGGAACGUGCUCUGGAAACUGACACACGGGUAUCUUCCUAGAAUGUGAGAAACAAGUCACGUGUACGUAUACCAGG